AUGGCUUUGGCUCAAUUGUGUGGUUUGGAGAAUUAUUAUUCUCAAAAUGAUGAUACUGAUGAAUAUGCAAAAUUAACACGUACUUUCCAAAAUAAUAUGGAAUUAUGUGCUCCUCCAUUCGCAAAUCCUGCGGUGGAACUUGCUAAUAUGAAAGAUGAACAAGGAAAUAAGUUGCGUAUGCAUUUUGAUCAUGGUACUACAACUCUUGGAUUUCAAUUCCGAGGUGGUGUGAUACUAGCAGUUGAUUCCCAAGCAACUGGUGGACAAUUUAUUGGGUCACAAUGCAUGAAGAAAAUUGUUGAAAUUAAUGAUUUUUUGUUAGGUACUUUGGCUGGUGGAGCAGCUGAUUGUGUUUAUUGGGAUCGUGUGCUAGCAAAACAAUGCCGUUUGCAUGAACUGCGCAAUAGAGAAAGAAUAUCUGUAGCAGCUGCAAGCAAACUUAUGUCUAAUAUGGUUUAUAAUUAUAAAGGAAUGGGCUUAUCUAUGGGUAUGAUGUUAGCGGGCUAUGAUAAGCGAGGACCUGCAUUGUACUAUGUAGAUUCAGAAGGUACAAGAACUCCGGGAAAAGUUUUUUCUGUGGGUAGUGGUUCAGUAUAUGCAUUUGGUGCUUUAGACUCUGGUUAUGAUUGGAAUUUGAGUGAUGAAGAUGCAUAUGACAUAAAAGAAAACUUACCAACCAACGAAAGUAUCUCUUUAACCUUAAAAAAUCUUAUCACAACAACAACCAUUGAAGAAAGCAGUGAAGAUUUGUUUAUUUUAGACAAUGAAAUAAAAGAAAUACCUGUUAGAAUGCAAAAUCUGAUAAAUUAUUUCAAAGAAGUGUUUAAUUACAAAGGUAAAUUAAAAAUUGUGUCUAAAAAUUCAUUCCCUCAUUCUUGUGGCUUAGCAAGUUCUGCCUCUGGUUACUCUGCUCUGGUAAAAGCAUUAGAUUCUUUCUUUAAUUUUAAUUUAGACUCUAAAACACUUUCCAUUUUGGCAAGGAAAGGCUCAGGCAGUGCAAGUAGAUCAAUUUUUGAUGGAUUAGUACAUUUAAAGAAAGAAGGAAAGGAAUACUUUGCAGAAAAACUAAGCGAAUGGAAAGAACUAAGUAGAAAUCAAUUAAGAAGUGUGAUUGAAGAUGUUUCCCAGACAACACAAGACAUCCUGGAAAACGUCCACAGGAUAUCCACGCGCGGACAUUCAUUGUCCCUGCGAUAG
Ctenocephalides felis (cat flea) is the source of this 1197-nucleotide messenger RNA. Its product is annotated as probable proteasome subunit beta type-5. Bases 1 to 1197 code for a protein of 398 amino acids. Gene Ontology annotation, molecular function: ATP binding; threonine-type endopeptidase activity. The record is from RefSeq and is a predicted model, not a curated record. Gene Ontology annotation, cellular component: proteasome core complex. Lineage: Eukaryota; Metazoa; Arthropoda; Insecta; Siphonaptera; Pulicidae. The transcript has 5 exons.